Desarmillaria tabescens is the source of this 545-nucleotide messenger RNA. RefSeq lists its product as uncharacterized. Lineage: Eukaryota; Fungi; Basidiomycota; Agaricomycetes; Agaricales; Physalacriaceae. Gene Ontology annotation, cellular component: membrane. The transcript is spliced from 4 exons. The coding region runs from base 4 to 378 and encodes 124 amino acids. The record is from RefSeq and is a predicted model, not a curated record.
AGCAUGUACAUUCUCAGCCGCUCGGACUCUUCCAGUGAAUUCGACUUCAAUAGAACCCUGGAAAAUGUCCUGCGAUGGAUCCAGACAGCUCUGGUCGCAACUAAGGAUUUUCUUGUUACUUUCUUUAGAGAUCAAGGCGUAUUUUUCAUCGUGCUUACCGUCAUUGGUUUUGGUGUAUCUGGAAUCGUGGGUGGCUCACCUGCUGCGUUGUAUCAAAGCUUCUGCUACGGCGGACACACCCCUGCCGCCUCGGUCUUUGCUUGUUUACAGUCGACUGGCAUGUCAUAUAACGGGUUCACUGUUAGCAACGUAGUGCUUGUGAUCAUCAGGGUACUCGCUGGGCUGGUGGCGGUGUAUAUGAUUCUGUCAAUGAUUUGAUAUCCGUUCUCUUUUCGGUCUUGGAUAUCUCGGAGUCGAUGCAUACUCGUUCCCUUUUAGCUCUCCACGUGCCAGUCGCUUCCGUACGCAUUCUUUUGUGGCCUCUCCCGUGUACUCGUAGUUGGCUUUUCUAAACUUUGAUCACUGAAUGAAGCUAUUGGUGCCAG